GGCCCGGCCCGGCCGUCAAGGAAAAAAGAAACCACAACACAAAAAUCAUCUGCUGCUCGUAUCUCAUUUCUCAAAAUUUUGAAAUUUUUUGAAAUAAUUGCAAUUUAGCAAUUAACUAAAUUCUAAUUUAGGGUGUCAAGAUGGACACACAAGUUAGCCAACGUGUCAACAAGUUAUACCAACAACUUAAUGUUUUACAAGAGUUUAUCGAACUCAAAUUUGGUUCAGAUUACAAAGAAUUCCAAAAAUUCAAAGCCGCCAAUCCCACCAAAGUGAAAAUGGUGGUGGAAGUAGAUUCCAGCAACCUGAACUUUGACCCUCGACCCAACCAGUCACUCCUCCCCCAUUGGGACAACAACGUCGCGGGAGACGAGGGGGACGUCAAGGUAGAAAUCGUCACCCGUGACGAUGAUGACGACGACGAUGACGACGACGGGGAUGAAGAUGACCUCGCAGUCGGACAGGAUCCGCUAAUUAAUUCGGGCCCUUCCAUCAUUUAUGGCAACAAUUGCUCCCCUGGGACUAGUGCAGCAAAUAAUCUUAGUCUACUCGGACCCUACAACGCGGACGAGAUGGAUAAUUACAAACAAGUCUUGAUGUGGCACAUCGAGUCAAGUCAGCAACUCAGCGAUCUCGUGUGCGACGUAAAUGCCAAGAAUUACGUCGAGGCGGCCACCGCAUCCACACUCAUUAAAGAGUUUGUCGGUAAAUUGGUCCAAAUUAAGGGGGAUUCUCCUUCCUCCCGAGAACAAAAGUUAUUUGCCAUGGCGAUCGUAGAAAUCAUUCCGGCAUGGCGUUAUCCUGGAACACCGGAUGGAAUUGAUAUUUUAUACGACGAGGUCAACCGAUCCGGCCUGAUUCAAGCCAAACUUCGGAAUAUUCAUAAAAGUAUGAAAUCUAACAAUAGAACUGCGGAACCCCCGAGAAAAAGGUCCAUCGUGGAUUCUGGGGGCCCAAAAGCUAAAAAACCAGCCAAAGUAGUCGAAGAGCUGCCACCCAUGCCCACCACGGAUUUUCAACCCCUUAUUCAACAAUUAAAUGCGGCCUGUCCUCAGACAGGAUUUUUAGAAAUCAAGAAACUCAUGUCGGAAACUUUGGCGCAUAGAAACCAUCUGCGACGCACGAAUAAUGACGCCAUUCUCAAAUUAUAUCCUAAAUUUAAACACUGCAAUUUUCUGGUCAAUUUCGAAUUUUCCCUACUGUUUCAAGACGCAUCGCACAAAUUCCUUCAAAUUUGGCCAAAGUUCGCUAAGCGAUUACUCGAUCAUGUCAAGCAAAUAAAACAGACGCCCGCAAUGGCCAAAUUUUUUGCGACAGAAGCUGAUAAAUGGGACGAGUCAAUUCUUGCCUUGUUAACUUUGCUGCAAUUCAUUCCCCCCGCGGCGCAGGGGAAGGGGAAAGGUGGCCGCGCAAAAAUUGAGGACGCGCGUGACCUCGUCGUCACAUUUUAUCCUACCGGAACGCCAUAUCAUUCCAUCCUGGACACGUGGAAGGCUGAAAAAACGCAGCCCAACCUGGUCUGCAUGGGCACCUCGACGUCCACGAUUUCCUCCUAUUUCAUCAUCUCGGAUCGCACCAUGAUUCCGAUCGAGGCGACCACGUCCACCGAAGCGAUCGACACCCUGUUCAAGACGCACUACGUUUUCGCGGCCGAGUACGACAAGAAUCUAGUCGGACUUUGGAAGUUUAUCCAAGUCUACAUUUACCAGUUGGACGUUACCACGACCAAUUUACCGAGAAAAGUUAAAGAAGUUUUCGCCCAGCUUUCCGGUUACAUGGGGACAGAGUAGGAGUUAGGUAGUUAUUGAUUUACCGGUGUUACCGCUCGGUAUUAAAAUUAUAUUCCGAGGUAAAAUUCCGGUAGAGGUAUAUACAUACUUAUAAUUAAUACUGGUAUUGAUUUGGUAGUAAUUUCCCACCGGAAUGGUAGAAAUUUUUUUAUGAGUGGUAAAUUUUUAGAUAUUACCAUGCCGGUAGAGGUAAUGAUCUAAUAUCAGUUUCCUAAGAGUGUAGAAAUCUGGUAUAGUCCGGCACGUAUUAAUUUGUCGGUACUAAAUAAACUUGCUACCGCUUGGUAUUAAAAUUAUACCGGUCGGUAAAAAAAUUUCUACUGAUAUUUGGUGACAUUUUGAUACCAAGCUAACAAGUAUUACUACACCAUACUGAUCAAUACCGCUUUGUGGUAUUCUAAUACUGGAUUUGUAAGAGUGUAGAAAUUUCUGCCCAAAAAUCUCACUGGGUUAGCUGUACAAAAUUAGUUACAAAAAAUAGUAACAUUUUAAAAAUUGUUUAAAAUCAAAAACCAAUUUAUAAUUUCAGAAAUUUUAUAUUUACUAAAAUAUACUUUUAUGCAGUUGUAUUUACGUAGUUCAUAUGUAUUUUAAUCUUUUGUACGUAAUGUUUUUUUAGCAUGUAGAAAUUUUACAAAAUCAGAGCAAAAAAUGAAUUUGCAUAAAGAGUGGAAAUGUAUUUAGGUAACAACGUUUUUAAUUACCAAGUAAAGUAAUGUCUCGUCUGCAACAAUGUAGUUUUGUAAGCUUCCUAAAUGAAAACUAUGUAGUUUUAUCAAUGUUUUAAAUAACUUGCAUAAAAAAUCUUGUUCAAAACAUUA
Messenger RNA from Folsomia candida, 2611 nucleotides. RefSeq lists its product as uncharacterized. Bases 141 to 1790 code for a protein of 549 amino acids. NCBI's taxonomy places the organism in Eukaryota, Metazoa, Arthropoda, Collembola, Entomobryomorpha, Isotomidae. The transcript is spliced from 9 exons. The record is from RefSeq and is a predicted model, not a curated record.